Molecule: messenger RNA, 450 nt
Organism: Entrophospora sp. SA101
Lineage: Eukaryota; Fungi; Glomeromycota; Glomeromycetes; Entrophosporales; Entrophosporaceae
Source: the annotation of a GenBank genome assembly
AUGCAAAAUCAGGCAUACUCUAGAACAUUGAAUGAAGCUACCAAAAAACAAAAGACUAAUGAAAAUACUGAAGGAAUUAAUUCUACUGAAGAGAUUGAUUCUAGUGAAGAAUCAGAUGAUAUUGAAGUUAAAAUUGAGGGAAUCAUUUGUAAAGAAAUAUCAAUCAACAAGAAUUUCAAGGUUAUUAUUGAAAAUUUUGAAUACUACAAGAAGGACAAUAAGGAUCCUUUGGCGAUUGCUAAUAUAAUGAAUCUGACACCAAAAGGUUCAUUUAUAAGAACAUUGCCUAAAGAUGUGUACAAAGAAUACCUUUUAUCACUAGAAUAUUUGGAUAAUAUUAUUCCCAAUGAAACACAUGAUUUUCUAGUAGAAUUUUUUGGGCAGAUUGUUGUUGAUAAAUUAAUUGUUCAAGAGGAUGUACUUCUUCUUCUGAUUGAUUAUGUGAGGUAG